GCUUGCUCUUAUUGCGUGCUAACCUCACACUGGUCAUUGCACCACAAGCAGUUCCGGAAACGCGCAGUCGAGUUUCGCAAGUUGCGCUUGUCACAUUUUUACAUACAGUAAUAUUGCGUCUGUGUGACACAAGUCGCCUGUGACUGCUCGGCUUGUCGCUUAAAUAUGGCAUUUAAUUUAAGAAAUGUGGCUGUGUUCGUAUUUUGUUCGGUCGUUUUAGUCGUUCUGGCUUCAGCUGGAAAAUACAACGAGGACGCGCAACAGAAACCUGAUCAUGGGCAAAAGGAAUGGAAGUAUCGACAGAGAAGAACGAACCAAGUCUGGGAAAAGGCAGAACGUAUUGGAAUGAGUCCUAAAAGACUGGAUCAAUUAGAGAAGGAACUUAAAUUGUAUGAUGAGAGUGCUAUGCGAUGGAAAAAAACAAAACGAGAUGGUGGAGAUCCUACUGGUGAAAAGGAAGCAAGUUUAAGGCGAGAACUUUCAGAAAUUAUGAAGAGAUAUGGAAUGGGGAAAGAUGCUCUAGCUGAGGAGGGUCUGGCUGCCACUGGCUCUUUUAAAGGAGAUCGUAUAUUUGAAGAUAUGAGACUUAAUAAAUUAUGGUCAAAGUCUUUAGCAUCUGGCCAAUUCUCUGACGAGGAACUCAAGGAAUUAAGAAGAGAAUUUGAGCAUCAUCAAGACAAAGUCAGUGAAUAUAGAUUAUUAAUGGAUGAAAUACAGGGCACAGAUGAUUUCAAUCGGAUUGAUAAGUUUAAUAGACUUGAUGUUGAUGAAGCCAAGGCAGGCAAAGACCGGAAAUUGAAAGAAUUAGAGUUAAAAUUGAAACACAAGUCAUUGAAUGAUGAUUAUAAACGAUUAGAAAUAAAAAUGUUGCCAGAAGAAGAGCGUGGAGAAUUCGUAGAACCAAGACUUGUUAAAAUGUACAAAGAUGCUUUGGCUUCUAACUUCACAGAGGAUGAGUUACAGUCACUUAAAGAAGAAUUGAAGCAUUUUGAAAGAAAGCUUCAAAAACAUGAGAGUCUGCAACAUGAAGCACUGCAGGCAGAGAUGCACUUUCAGUCAAAAAGAAAUUCUGGUGAGAAAGUCGAUCCACAGCAUCAUCAAAGUUUAAAAGAUCGAGUCAAAGAUAUGUCAAAAACAGUUAAGAAAUACUUUGCUGAUUUCACAGAUCGUAUUUCAUCUCGUAAACACAAUGAACUAUAAGAUGCAAAAUAUGGUCACAUGCAAUGUAUUUUUUGAAGAUGAAGAAAAACCUUUUUUUUUUUCAAAAACACGCAAACAUUUUAUAUUCUACUUAUUUAUUAAUUAGAUAGUUGACUAUUUAAACAUUUUCGCUGAUUUCAAUGUUAUUCUUACAUGAUUCCAAAAAGUUUAUGUAUCCUGGUACUUUCUAGGGGUACAAAUUGUGCGUAAAUGAGAAUUAAAUUUCUUGAAUACAUUUAAAAAAACAUACAAACAUAGAAGUGAAAUGCAUGCUGUUGUAGGACAGCAAUACAUCUAGGAAUUUCCAGGAUGAGUGACCUGUAGGGGGGGGGGGUCAUGCGUAAGUACAUCAAUUGGUUUUGCUGAUGAUGUAAGGCCCAUUUGUUCAUUUUUCUGGCUCUGAAAAGUUUGGUGAUAGUUUUGUUUGGAAAGGAAAUAUUUUACAUGACUACAUUUUGUAGAAGGUAGCAACAUGAACAAUGGCAGUUGUAAAGUAAAACAAAUGUACCGGUACACAAUUUUGCAAAUCAAGCAAUGAAGAAUUUAUUCUUAAGAAAGCUAUUCUUUAAAUUAAUCCUAAAAAGUAGGACAUUUUUUUGUAGUAUUUAUUCAGUAAUUUAAGGUGAUAGAAUUUUUUUAUUCAGUUUUUAAUAUAGAUUUUUUAUAUUUAUUUGCGGUUGUUUUGAUGUACAUGUAUAAUUAGUAUUUUUCUACAUCUAUUAAGCUAAGUUGUAGUACCGGUACAUAUCUGAUAACGUUAAGUUUUGAAAGCUAAAAUCUUUGAAUGCACUAUCACACUUAGUAUUGUAAGCGGAUUAAGAUGAGAUUCAAAUUCUCUUUAAAUUUAAAUAAUCUUCAUUAUAUUUGAAAAACUUGAUUUGCAAUUUUGGGUACAGCUUAACCAAAAGUCUGUAUUUUUUUAUUAUCUUCUGUAACAACUUUAACAAUACACAUAGUUUUUAUCAGGUCACCUGGCUACAAGAUAAUCCUUUUUUCUGGUUUGUGUAUUUUAAUUUUCUUGGACAUAAUCUUUACACAUGCAUUUACAACAUAGUGUUCCCAGAUGAAAGAGCUUGGAGAAUGUAAGAAAAUGCAAUUAACAUUUUUUUUUAAUUUUAUCACUUUUCAUACUCUAGAUAUUAAACUUUCCAUCAAUUUAUGUAGUCCACCAUUUUGAUGCUUCAGCAAGAAAUUGUGGGUAAAGUAAGACCUUGUAUCCACUGUUGUGAGAAAUUUCAAAAGUUGUACUUCAGAUUGGUUGAGAGUUUAGACAUGGUAGCAAACAUGCAUACAAAAAAUAGUUGUCAUGGCAACAGUAGUGAGGAAACUUUUAUGUACUUGCGUGAUACACCAUUGAAGUACCUACUACAAUGUGCAUCAUUUAAUGAUAUCCUGCAAACAAGAUAUAAUUUUUCUAUCAAUGAUAAAUUCAGUGUAUGUCCUAAUUCUAAUGAAUUACAAUCUUGCUUAGUCUAUUAAAUACCAAAUCAAAUUAACCUUGUCUCUAGUAGCUCUGAUGUUCAGCAACAGAAUGGUAAAACAAGUGUUGAACUAAUUUCUUUCACUAUGCAGUAUUUGUAUAAUUACGAAAAAAACUUGAAUUUCUUUAAAAUGUGCCAUGAAUGCUGUGAAAUAAAGUACAUUGUCUAGUGUGAUUCCAGUUAUUUGCA
This is a messenger RNA of Saccoglossus kowalevskii, 2870 nucleotides long. RefSeq names its product alpha-2-macroglobulin receptor-associated protein-like. Lineage: Eukaryota; Metazoa; Hemichordata; Enteropneusta; Harrimaniidae. Gene Ontology annotation, molecular function: receptor antagonist activity; low-density lipoprotein particle receptor binding; heparin binding. Gene Ontology annotation, biological process: regulation of receptor-mediated endocytosis. Gene Ontology annotation, cellular component: endoplasmic reticulum; endomembrane system. The record is from RefSeq and is a predicted model, not a curated record.